This is a messenger RNA of Rotaria sp. Silwood1, 1248 nucleotides long. The record is from the annotation of a GenBank genome assembly. NCBI's taxonomy places the organism in Eukaryota, Metazoa, Rotifera, Eurotatoria, Philodinida, Philodinidae.
AUGACCAAUGUAACAAAAGUAAUACGACCAUUUUUUGAGAAAUAUGUCAAUCGAUCAUCAGUUGAAUCAACUGUUCUUUCUGGUGCCUUAUUCAAUGUGAUGCCAAGAAGUGGACUAACCGAACAAGUGCACAAUAAUCUUAGUAAUAUUCCUAAUGUAACAGUCUAUAAGCGUGAUGAAAUGCCUGAACGUUUUCAUUAUUCAAAGCCAAAACAUCGACUUGGCGAAAUCACCGCAUUGCCAGAUGUGGAAGGUCACAUUAUAUCAGGAGCAACAACUAAUGCACAAUAUGAUAAUAAAGGCAAUCACGGAUGGGAUAAUACACUACCAUCAAUGCAAGCCAUAUUUAUGGCUCGUGGUCCUUCGUUUAAUGAAAAUGUUCAAAUUGAUUCACUUAAUAAUGUUGAUAUUUAUCAUAUUGCCUGUCAUAUUCUUAAACUUAACCCAAAUCCUGAUAAAACCAGUAUAAUUAAUAUAAAUACACGAAUUUUAUGUUGGGUUCCAACAACACUUAAACGACUUGAUCGAGCCAUUGUCGUAUAUGAAACAUGGGCUAAACGAUGUGAUCAUUCAAUUUUUAUGAUUGCUGGGUCACGUCAACCAUCUUCUCUUGAUCAUUCAAAAUAUCCUUUUUCUAUUGCUUAUAUUGGUGAUGAAACGAUAGAAAAAUAUAAUCGAUUAUCGGAAAAAACUUUACUUUCAUUACUCUAUAUAUAUGAACAAUAUGGUCGUGAUUAUGACUGGUUUUUUAAAGGUGAUGAUGAUACAUAUGUCAUUGUUGAAAAUCUUCGCCAUUUUCUUCGACGUCGUCCAUCAAAUAUAUCAUUUUAUUAUGGUUAUAUAGCUACAACGUCAGAUCGACUUUAUGCAUCAGGUGGUGCUGGUUAUAUCUUAAGUCAAGAAGCAUUACUUCAAUUUGGUAAAGAAAUUUUAACAAAAACUGAAAAACGUAAAUUAUGUAAUAAAGAUGAAGCUGAAGAUAUAAAUCUUGCUUAUUGUCUUGCACGUAUUGGUAUAUUUGUUGUAAAUGUACGUGAUAAUCAACAACUUGAAAUUUUUCAUCCAAUGACAUUUGAACAACAUUUUAUGGGAAAUUUUACAAAAUGGAUUGAAAAGAAUGCACAAUUUGGUCAAAAAAAAGGUGAACAAUGUUGCUCACCAUUGACGAUAUCAUUUCAUAGUUUAUCACCCGAAGAAAUGAAGAUGAUGCAUUUUUUACUGUAUCGAAUAAAGAAAGCCCCUGUUUAA